CCGUACGUGUCACCUUGCUGGUCACGGUGCUGCUGGAGGAUCUGAGAGUCACCCCGAAAAAUCCAACCUCCAAAUUAAGCACAAAAACCUGGAAACACAGCAGCCAUGGCAGCCGCGUCGGGUUCUGCUAAACCCAAAAGCUCUCCGAAGUCCAUCAAGUUCCUCUUCGGCGGCCUGGCCGGGAUGGGUGCGACGGUGUUUGUACAGCCUCUGGAUCUGGUGAAGAACAGGAUGCAGCUCAGUGGUCAGGGUUCGAAGGCUCGCGAGUACAAGACCAGCCUGCACGCGGUGGCCAGCAUCCUGCGCAACGAGGGAGUCGGGGGCAUCUACACUGGUCUCUCGGCCGGGCUCCUCAGACAGGCCACCUACACCACCACACGUCUGGGGAUCUACACGAUCCUGUUUGAGAAGCUCACCAAAAGUGAUGGGACACCACCAAGCUUCAUCAUGAAGGCCUUGAUCGGCAUGACCGCCGGGGCGAUAGGUGCUUUUGUGGGCACUCCGGCCGAGGUGGCACUCAUCCGCAUGACCGCAGAUGGACGUCUCCCCCCAGAUCAGAGGAGAGGUUAUAAAAACGUAUUUAAUGCCCUCAUUCGAAUUACCAAAGAAGAGGGGAUCACAACACUCUGGAGGGGCUGUAUACCCACAAUGGCCAGAGCAGUGGUGGUGAACGCAGCACAGCUGGCGUCAUAUUCCCAGUCUAAGCAAGCUCUUCUGGAUACUGGUUACUUCUCUGAUAACAUCCUGUGUCACUUCUGUGCCAGUAUGAUCAGCGGCCUCGUCACCACGGCAGCCUCCAUGCCCGUCGAUAUAGCUAAAACCAGAAUUCAGAACAUGAGGAUGAUAGAUGGCAAACCGGAGUACAAGAACGGACUUGACGUGCUGAUUAAGGUGGUGAGGAAGGAGGGUUUCUUCAGCCUGUGGAAGGGCUUCACGCCGUACUACGCCCGACUCGGCCCACACACAGUCCUCACCUUCAUCUUCCUGGAGCAGAUGAACAAGUUCUACAAGAUCUACUUCCUGGACUCAUAAAGUCAGAGUUAUGGAGUUGCACCGGUGGGGGUUCUGAUGCGGACCUGUGGGUGUGUGAGGGUGUGUGAGGGUGUUCGGCCUGUGUUUCAAUACUGUAUUUAACACACCCUCAUUGACCUCCUCUUACAGGUCUGAAGUAGUUGAUCAUCACGACUGUGUGUGUGUGAGUGUGUGAGUGUGUGAGUGUGUGUGUGUGUGUGUGAGAGUGUGAGUGUGUGAGUGUGUAAGUGUGUGUGUGUGUGUGAGAGAGUGUGAGAGUGUGAGAGAUGGAGUGUAUUAAAGAGUAUAAAAUACAGGAGAAGUCAAAAGCUUACAUACACUCCAGGGAUUAAAAUGAACUUUUAUUUUGGGCUUUUAAAAAUCUGCAGUCAAAAAUAUAUAGACAGCAAAUUCUAUAAUGUUGUUUUACUUUGUGGCACAAAUUUCUACCUUCUUAUUAGCGAUUAUAAUGAACUAUUAUAAUUUCUGUGCCCAUAUUAAUAGGGCUAGUUUGGCUUAACUAAGGACAGGACAAAAAGACUUACAAUUGUUGCUAAACACUUGGACAAGGAAUAAAAGUUAGUAAAAGUAGUUUUUUGCACAUUGAGCAAAAUAAUUAGAAUCCUAAGACUCAUAAAACAGCUGUAUGUAAACUUUUGACUUCUACAGCAUGUAUUAGAUUUAAAUAGUGAAGUAUUAGAUUAAAAUAAGGAAAACUAAGAGGAAGUGGAUGGAGGGUUGUGUUUUUUAGUAUUGAAACGCACCUCUAGUCUUACUCUGUCAGAAAAAGCUGCUGACCCUCAACGGCGUGGCUCCGAACCCUCUCCUGUUUAUCGGACUCUCGUAUUAUACAAACGUGUUUAUAAAUAAGAAGCUAGAUGAAGAUAUAAAGGAGCAUCUUGUACACUAAGCUACAUGGAAACACACAUCUCUGCCCUUAAAUUAAAAACUGAUUCUGAUUUUC
Molecule: messenger RNA, 1975 nt
Organism: Trichomycterus rosablanca
Lineage: Eukaryota; Metazoa; Chordata; Actinopteri; Siluriformes; Trichomycteridae
Gene: slc25a11
Product: solute carrier family 25 member 11
Exons: 8
Coding region: 106-1032 (308 amino acids)
Biological process (GO): transmembrane transport
Molecular function (GO): transmembrane transporter activity
Source: RefSeq, a predicted model, not a curated record